Molecule: messenger RNA, 1730 nt
Organism: Anopheles coustani
Lineage: Eukaryota; Metazoa; Arthropoda; Insecta; Diptera; Culicidae
Product: methionine synthase reductase-like
Exons: 3
Coding region: 23-1381 (452 amino acids)
Biological process (GO): homocysteine metabolic process
Cellular component (GO): cytosol
Molecular function (GO): [methionine synthase] reductase (NADPH) activity; flavin adenine dinucleotide binding; FMN binding
Source: RefSeq, a predicted model, not a curated record
CUUAUCCCUCAAACUUUCCAGCAUGGAUAUCGUCAAUAUAUCCGAGGUUUUACUUGAGUAUGAAGGAAAAGCUCUUACCUUGCCUGCUGUUCCAACAAGUUUCAUAUGCGUCGAGGAGAAUUGCUCGGAUCUACCUUUACCAACAGGGCAUUUACAAGCGAAUGCACCACAACCGUUUGCUGCCACCAAAGUUUUAGACGGUUUUAUUUCCAACCUGAAACCCGUACUCGAGGGAGAAGAUGUGAAAACGGUCUAUGAUGUCACAUUGAACUACUUCCAAGAUGCUCUCCAUCGGCACUGGCCGGGCGAUACGAUAGGGAUUUUAACGUACAACUUACCGGCCGAUGUAUACUACGUAUUGAAUCGUUUGGAUUUGGAAGGUAAAGUAGAUGCUAUCCAUCGUGUGGGGAUUGAUAAAAAUUGCACGAAGAAAGCGGCCAAGGUACCACCAUUUGUUCCUGCCGCUGUGAGUUUGCGGCGUCUUUUCAGUGAAUGUUUGGAUUUGCGCGCCGUUCCGAAAAAGUCUUUGAUCCGUGCCCUAAUCCCUUGUACCAGCGACCCAUGCGAAAAGCGAUUCCUGGAAGUGCUUUGUUCAAAAGAAGGACAUAGCGUGUACGAAGAAUACAUCCUUAAACAAGGAAAAGGAUUUACCUCUCUCCUUAAGCUGGUCGCUUCAUGCAAGCCAACGACAGCAAUAAUGAUAGAACAUCUUCCGAGAUUAAUGCCGAGGCCAUAUUCAAUCGCAAAUGCGCACCGUGAGGACGGAAAGCCGACGAUUCGUUUUAUAUUUUCACACAACGCAUCGAGGCCUGGAAUCACAACCACAUACCUACGCGGACUUGACACUAGUGCCCUUGUCUAUUUUUACUUCCGACAAAGUAGUGCAUUUACCAUUAAGGAUAGUGAACUGCAGAACGAUUUGAUAAUGGUGGGAACUGGCACGGGCGUUUCACCAUAUCUCGCUUUCCUGGACCUUCGUGCUGAGGCGCUGGCAAAGGGACAGACGAUUGGGAAGGCUGAACUAAUAGCAGGUUUUCGCUACCGGGACCGAAGCUACCUGUGCCAGGAAGAAAUUCUGGGUUACGUUGAAACUGGCGUGCUCGACGCCUGCUACGAAGCGUUUUCCAGGGAUGAAAACAGCCGAUUUAAAUACGUACAGGAUCGCAUCAAAGAACGCAAAGCGCAGAUUGUAGAGAACUUGAGGAGUCCACAUGGCUUAUUUUUCGUUUGCGGCGAUUCGAAGGUUCUCCUGCCUCAAAUUACUGCUACCAUAGUAGAGUUACUAGCAGAGUCAUCAGAGGACCCAGAAAGGGAAAGUAGUAAAGCGUUUAUCGACCAGUUGAAAAAGGAUGGUAAAUAUCGGGAGGACGUUUGGUUGUGAGUAGUUUUUUUUUCCCGGACGACAUCCGUUAAACUCAAACUGACAGUAAAAUCAUAACCGUAUGAAAGUGAUACGAUUUAUUACAAAAGGAUAUCGAUAAAUAAAAUAAAAAUAAUUAUUGAAGGAGGUCACAGGAGUUUUGGCCCACUAGAAAGGAGAUCAAUUAUCACACUGAUUUCAAAUACCCGCGCCUAUUUCAAAAUGGUUAGCUGUUUUUUUCCAAUAGAAAUUUAAUAAAACCAAACCUUAAGAACGUAAAACGUUUUUAACAAAAACCUUAGGAAAAUUAUUGUUCAUUCGGUAUUCCGUUAACAAUCGCUAAAGAACGGUUAUUCACCCAGCAAAUAAA